Molecule: messenger RNA, 528 nt
Organism: Chenopodium quinoa (quinoa)
Lineage: Eukaryota; Viridiplantae; Streptophyta; Magnoliopsida; Caryophyllales; Amaranthaceae
Exons: 1
Coding region: 175-312 (45 amino acids)
Biological process (GO): negative regulation of cell population proliferation
Source: RefSeq, a predicted model, not a curated record
AUUUUGUCAUUUGGACCACUUUCUCUCUCCUCUUCUUCUAUAAGUACCCUUCUUUUUCUUCUUUCCUUUCAUUCUCCAAAACUUCUAACCAACUACAGUUACAAACAAAUUCUCUCAUAUUACAUACUCUGUUUUCCUCUGUCUCUUCUCUCUUUACAACAAAAUUAUAUUAUUAUGGGUAAUUCAAGAAUGAUGAAAGAUUCUGAGAAAAGAAUUUCAAGCAGAAAAUUAGGAAGAUUUUUGAGUGAACAAAGAGGAAGGCUUUAUAUUAUCAGAAGAUGUAUUGUUAUGCUCCUUUGUUCUCAUGAUUAAUUCCUCUGUUUUCCUCUGUUUUUUCUUCUUUUUUUCUUAAUUUUUAGGGAGUGAUUCUUCUCUAAUUUAGAAUUUCCAAUUGUAUAUAUGGAAAGAGUGAUUCUGCUACAUUUUUAGGAAAGGUUGCUAAAUUAUCAUUAGCUCCUUUGUCUCUUUUUUGUUCCUUGUAAAUGAUUGAAUAUCUCAGUAACAAUGGCUAAUUUCUGCUUUGGAACA